Messenger RNA from Phytophthora sojae, 1719 nucleotides. RefSeq lists its product as hypothetical. Gene Ontology annotation, molecular function: nucleic acid binding; zinc ion binding. Bases 1 to 1719 code for a protein of 572 amino acids. Lineage: Eukaryota; Oomycota; Peronosporomycetes; Peronosporales; Peronosporaceae. The record is from RefSeq and is a predicted model, not a curated record. The transcript has 4 exons.
AUGGUGCGCUUUGGUAUUGGAGGUCAGUCAAAGCCCGAGGAAGUUCGUGAUUUGAUUUUGGUGGCAGAAGCACAGCUUAAGGAUGAAGCUGGUGGUGUGCUUGGCGCUCGUGGGACUGCUAGUGGUAAUGGCAAGUCUGGUAAUGGUAAAGAGCAGCAUGGAAGUUCGGCGAAGAAGUGGAAAAAGAAGGAGCAGGACAGGUCGCAGAUUGAGUGCCAUCACUGCCAUCAAUUUGGGCACAUUAGGCGUUUUUGUCCUGAGCUGGAGUUGUGCAAGUUGAAAGUGGCAGGCAGUAGCAGAAGCAACACGGCCAGAACCAGCACAAGGCUGGAGGUGGAGGUGCAACGAAGCAGGGUCUCCAGUUGUGUCGGAGUCGGUGUUGGUGUAGCUGAACUAGUAACGAAGUCGGAAAAUGGCGAGCUGCAAAAGUUUACUUUGGAUCGAGUGCUGUAUGUUCCGAGCGCUCGAUGGAAUAUGUUUUCGGCAGGAAUUGCGAGAGACCAGGGUCUCACAGAGGUGCAGGAUCCGGUUUCGGGCGCGUACAACAUGUAUGAUGGUGAUAGGUUCCUGUUGGCUGCAACGCUGCAGCCGACCAACGUGUGGAGCUUCCGUAGUUACAACUCGUUUACGGAGGAUGGCUCUCGGCAGGCGACGCGCGCUGCUGAAGUCGUGAACUUCACAACGAUGGAUGGGCUAGCUCACAUUCGUGUUUGGCACAAAUGCUCAAUACCUAAGUCAAUGUCUGAUAAGAGCAUCGUUGACGGUAUGAUGCUGAAGGGACGAGAGUUACCCAUGUGUGAGACUUGUCAGUUAGCGAAGCAGAAGCGUAAGAAGCGCAUGAACUCGCUGGACCGUGGUAUUAGUGACCCUAACGAUGAGAUUUUCGUUGAAUUGAUGGACCCUGGCAAGCACAACAAGACACGAUUCAAUCAGGUACUCGUGGUUAUUGAUGGAUUCUCACGGUUGAUUCAUCGAGCAGAAGUUUCACCUUCAAUCAUUUCUCGUUUGGCCGAAGUGAACUCGGAUGCUGAAUCUGGCUCUGAAGAUAAAGAUAGUUACGCUGAAGAUGAUGCUGAUUCGCCGCAGAGGUCGACGGCGGUAUGGAGGCCGCUGCACCGACCUGGUCCGGGUGGAUUUCGUGUGCAUUUACGCUCUGCAGUGCCAAAGGCAAGUGAUAUUGCGGAUGGCGAGGAUGAAAGUGCCCAUGAUAGCGCUGACAGUGACGUUGACGGCGAUGUCGACGACGUGAGUAGUGCGUCUGAUGGCUCGGAAGCUGCAAAUGAUCCAGAUUCUAGCAGUACAAGUUCGAGUGAGCACACUGUGCAGAGCGAAUCAGACUCUGGAAGUGAUUCUGAGGUGCAGAGUGAUAAUGAUGAUGAUCCGAGUGCGAUUAUUGAGAGUGGUGGUGGUCAAAAUGAUGUUUAUGACGACCAUGAUAGCGAUGAUCACGAGAAUGAAGCCACGCCCAUUGAGAUUGAGACGUACGAACUGGCAGAAACAGAGGAGCAGCGUGUAGCUCACGAGACAGCUGAAUUGGAUCAGUUGUGUCUUUGGUGCCAGUGCCGGCGCAAAAUUCGAAGCGCAAGAAUCGUGGUCAAGAACUGGACAAGCGCAGUCGGCGCAAUGAUGAAGAUAAGAGACCUCUCUACGAUCCCCGUAAGCGAAAGCGGCCAAAAUACCUCGAUGGCUAUGUGGUUAACUCCACAUUGCUGUUUGUGA